Messenger RNA from Rotaria socialis, 948 nucleotides. The record is from the annotation of a GenBank genome assembly. NCBI's taxonomy places the organism in Eukaryota, Metazoa, Rotifera, Eurotatoria, Philodinida, Philodinidae.
AUGUUACAGCUAAUUUUAACAACGCUAUUAUUCUUGCCGACCAUCGUUGAAGCAUCAGGUAUAUGGUCUUAUGAAAAUAUCAAACAAUGGCGCCGUGGAAAUCGUUAUUGUGCUGGUAAUCUACAAUCACCGAUUGAUCUUCGGUUUAACAGAUCCACUUUUGAUAGCCGUCUUAAACAAGUAUACUUAGAAGACCGAUAUCCGCCAGAACAAGCCGAAAUUGUCAAUAGUGGUCACACAGCACAACUUAAUUUAAAAAAUCAUUUUGUAUUAAAAAAUAUUGCACCAGGAAGUGAAGAUUAUAAAGUCGAACAAAUUCAUUUUCAUUGGGGCCAUGCAAAUAAUGAUAACAAUGGGUCAGAGCAUUUACUUGAAGGACAAGCAUAUCCACUUGAAAUGCAUAUGGUUACGUAUUCAAGUUGGUAUUCAAAUAUUAAGGAUGCAAUGACUAAUACACGCGGUCUUGCUGUUGUUGGUGUCUUCUUUGAACUUAGUACGGAACCAAAUCCUUUUCUCCAACCAGUUGUCGACGCAUUAGCACAUAUUCGAAGUGAACAUCAACAUACUCCCGUUCGUAAAGAAUUCAAUUUAAAAGCAUUGAUUGGUGAAGAUCGUAUGGCUCGUUAUUAUCGUUAUGAUGGCUCAUUGACAACACCACCUUGCUAUGAAUCAGUGAUAUGGACUGUUUUAUUAGAUCCAUUGCAGAUAUCAUUUCAACAACUACAUGCUUUUAGAUAUUUACAUGAUGCACAAGCUCAUGUGAUAGCAAAUACAUAUCGACCAGUACAAAAAAUUGGCACAAGAAAAUUGUUUCGUAGUUUUCAUUUACAAGAUAUUCAUGAAGAUAAAAUACGACGACUCAUAAUGAAAGAAAAUCAUGGACAAUGUUUAACGCUUAAUAUGAAAUUAAUAGCUAUUUUCAUUUGUUUAUUAACAAUUGCACAGUAG